Molecule: messenger RNA, 3264 nt
Organism: Larimichthys crocea (large yellow croaker)
Lineage: Eukaryota; Metazoa; Chordata; Actinopteri; Sciaenidae
Gene: ccdc39
Product: coiled-coil domain 39 molecular ruler complex subunit
Exons: 20
Coding region: 177-3026 (949 amino acids)
Biological process (GO): epithelial cilium movement involved in determination of left/right asymmetry; inner dynein arm assembly; cilium-dependent cell motility
Cellular component (GO): axoneme
Source: RefSeq, a predicted model, not a curated record
AAAGCCUCGUGCGGUUGCUAAGGGCGCCUAACAACAGACAGUGUUUGUGUCAACAGUUGGAGCAAACCGACAGAGAAAUAAUAUAUAUCUAUAUCUAUAUAUGAGAUAAAAAAAAGCAGAGGAAACAUCUCUCACUUUGAAUUAUCGUGUCGUUACUUUGCAGAGACUUCGUCAAAAUGUCGAGCGUCCUGAACACAGUUUUAUCUGAGAUGGGCUGGGACGAGCGCUUUGCUAUCCCUGAAGCUAACGCUGAAAACAAGGCUUUGAUAGAAGAGAUUCGUAAAAAAGAGACAGAGUUGGCGCAACUGGAAAACAAACUUGAGAGAAACACGGAUCAAAAGCGGUUAACCACUGAAUUCCUCAAAAAUGUUAAACAAGAGCUGGAGAAUACUGAGGCUCUGUGCAAGGCAAAGGAAAGAGAAGAAGAGUUGGAGAAACAUCUCACAGCCCUCGCUGAAAGGGAGACAGGUCGCCUGGCGCAGGAGGUUGUUAGGAUGGAGAACGAGCAUCGGUCUUUAGCAGAGAGGGCGAACAUGCUAGAGAACCACAUCUUCAAAGCCAAACAGAAGCUAGAGGAGUUUAUGAACCAGAUGAACUGGGACCAGCAGACCAUGGACGCCUUUUUAGAGGAGUCAGACCUUAAAAAAGAGGAAACCAUGGCCAUCAUCAAGUACGCCCAGCAAGAUGAGCAGAGGAUCAAGUCACUCACUCUGGCUAUAGAGAAGAAAACGCUGGAGGCCAAUGAAAAGCACAAAGCACUCGACAAAGAACUGACCGAAACUUUAUCUGCGCAGAUUGCUUUGGAUAAAACUACAGAAAAUUUGCAGCAGGCCCACGUGGAGACGCAGCAGCUCAUCCAUCAAUGGGAAAACACGAUCAAGCAGAUGAAGCACAGAGACGCUGAGAUGCAGCAGUGUGCGCUGAAACUCGUCCAAGCCAACCAGAACAUCAGAGAAAGAAACGCCACCAUCGCGGAGAGGAAGCACUUGCUGGAAACGCAGAGGAACAACAACAAGGAAACUGAGAGGAAGAUAGGCAUAGCCAACCGACAGGCCGUAAGGCUGCGGCAGGAUUUGAAGGAGCAGGAGAAUAACUGCAGCAGGCUGCAGGAUGAGCUGGAUACCUGCAAAGGUUCACGAGACAAAGCAACCUCUGACGUGGAGUCUAUGACGUCCCAGAUAUCCAGAAUGAAGAAAGACAUCCAGGAAAACGACAACAAACUGAAGGAGGCCCGGGCCUACAAUGUUGCACUGGAAGAGAAGCUGAAGGUUGUGACUCAGACCGCCCUCAGUGAGGAGGAGAAAGCUGCACAGAUGGACCAGUUCCUUAAGGAUGAAGAGCUGGCAAUCAAAGAAUUGGAUGUCCAGCUGCGUGACUGCAGGAACGAGCUUUUAUGUCGUAAAGAGCAUUUGCAGGCCCUCAAGACAAAAGAGAAGGAUUCAAACGCCCAGGUUUCAAAGAGUAAAUCUGCCAUCACCAACAUGAAAAGCCAGCUCAGAAAACUGGAGCAGGAAUUAGUAAGACAGCAGAGGACCAUGUCUGAACAGGACUCCCAGAUCAUGAAUCUUGACACGAAACUGGCACAGAUGAAAGGUAAUAUUCAGUCGGAUGAAAACAAUAUGCUAGAAAUGAUCAUCUCUGAGCUGGCCGAAGCCUUGGAGCAGAAGAAGAAGACAGCCACUAUGCUUACCAACACGCUUAAGGAGUGUGAGGAUGAUAUUCGCUUUUUAAGGAAAGAGAUGGAGAUGUCAGGAGCUCAAAAGAGAGAUCUGACCACCAAGGUAGAGGAGCUCCAGCUGCUCCAGAACUCCAAUGAGAAGGAGCUGAAGAGACUGAGGCUCAGGAAACAGGACAACCUGGUGGAGCACAACAUCAUGAAGACAGAGGUGAAGCGUAUGAGGGAUCUGCUGUACAACAAGGCGUACAGCAUGCUGUCGUUGGAAAAGAGGAAGCUAGAGAUGCAGAAUGCCAUGAAGGAGAGAGAGGACGAGAUCAGGGUCUGCAGAGAAAUGCUGAACCAGCAGCUGAAGAUCAGCGAGCAGGAGAGACAGAGACUGAGUGUUGAACUGAACGGGAAACUGUCAAAGAUCGACACGAUGAAGAAACGCUUUGAAGUCGUGAUGCUUUCAAUGGCAGCUCCUGAGGGGGAAGAGGAGAAAUCACAGGCUUACUACAUCACAAGGGCUGCACAAGAGAAGGAGGAGCUUAAGCGGAAGGGAGAUGCUCUAGACGCUAAAAUCCGCAAGAUGGAGCUGGAAAACCGAGCUCUGGAGAACACCAUUCAGUUGUUCAAUAACAGUAACUCAGCAUUUCGCAAAUCCCUCAACAAAGCAAAUGAAUCAAGUCCAGAGUACCAGGAAAAACUGAAGCUUGAAGAGCAGCUGAAGGCAGCUGAAGAGAUGCUAACAUUUAAGAAAAGACAGGUCCAAGAGCUUCAACAGGACUUAAAGGACAUGAACAAUACGUUGGAGAGUCUGCUGCAAGAAGAGCAGGUGGAGAAAGAUAAGAUCGAGCACAAACAGUCUCUCAUCAGCAAACUGCACAAAGAAAUCUCUUCACAGGAAGAGAAGAUUAACAGAGCCACAAAGCAGUGCUCUAAGUUGACCAAAGAGAUCCGCUCAGCAAAUAACACCAAGACUGAGACUUUUGAGGAGAAGGACAUCAAACUAAAGGAGUUGAAAGAAUUCAACAAGAACAUCAACAAGAUGCUGAAUGAGGCCAUGGAGGACAAACCUGACCUCAGAUCAGUGUUGGAGAAAUACUUUCUGCAGGCCAAUCUGUCUCUUCCAGCUCCAUCUUCAACUCCAUCCAGCAGUCGAAGCUCUGCCCACAGCCUCGUCUCUGUCAGGUCUCCCGCGUCCUCAGCCAGCAGCAGCCCCAGGGCCUCUGCCCUUCACUCCCCCGUAAUGAGGACUGUCGAACUGGGCUUGGAUCUGACUGUGACCUCUCCUCCUCUCACCACCUCCAGACGGUCCAGCUCUGGCAGCAGCAGCAGCAGCAGCAGCAGAAAGUUAAAGAACCCGUAGUGUGCUGCUCCUCUGUCUGAUGGCUGAUUCAUCGUCAUUCUGUAUUCAGUGAUGUGGACAGUUAAACAUAUGUCUGUCAACAAAAGACAGAGAGUUACAGUGAUUUGUAGUUAGUUACAGUUGCACAGAAUGAAAGUUUCAGGUUCAGGAUAGUUUGUGUGUGGUGUCAUUCUGUAUUUUGUUGCAUUCAAAAGUCUGUUAUUGUUAUUUGUAAGACUUUAUUUCAUGAUAAACAUGA